Molecule: messenger RNA, 1742 nt
Organism: Corylus avellana
Lineage: Eukaryota; Viridiplantae; Streptophyta; Magnoliopsida; Fagales; Betulaceae
Product: ninja-family protein AFP3
Biological process (GO): signal transduction; negative regulation of DNA-templated transcription; response to abscisic acid
Cellular component (GO): nucleus
Source: RefSeq, a predicted model, not a curated record
UUCUAACGCCCUUUUUCUUUUCUUUUUUUCCCCUCUCUUUCUCCGUGACGUUUGUUUUCUCUCGUUGCUGUGUUUGUUUUCUGGGAAAGAGAGAGAAAAUGUAGAGUUUCUCAUUGUGGACUCGUGGAAGCAAUGUUGGAAUUGUUUUUUUAUGGAGAACUUGGAGCUCAUAAGCUCUUCUCUGCUUUGUUCUCCUCGGUUUUUUUUAAAAAACAAAUUUUCUAUUAGCAAAAAGCUUUCUCUCUUCUAAUUUUCCCGGAAUAUCCUGCUAAGAUUCUACUUUGUCAUCAAGUUUCUUCAUUUGGGUCUGUGUAAAUUUGAUUGAUUUGCUUCUACUGUUUUCUUCUUCUUCUUCUUCUUCUUUUUUAAAUGGGACAAGCUGAGGAUAUUGGAAGCAGAGACCUCCAACAAAUUUCCAUGCAAAUGAGCAAUCUUCCGAGAGAUCUGUCGCAGAGACUUUUAUCAGGGAAUCAUUUUCCUCGAAAAUUCGAAGAACAAAACGAACAUACAGAGGAGCUUGAGCUAAGCCUGGGGCUCUCAUUGAAUGGCCGGUUUGGUGUAGACCCUUUAAGAGCCCAGCACCUCAUAAGGUCGUCCUCGAUACCAGACUUUGCGAACCCGGGGAGAGACAAAGACGCGGCGUGUGUGGUACCUAUGGCUUGCGCGCCGCUCAUAAGGACGUGUUCUUUGCCUACGGAGACAGAGGAGUGGAGGAAGAGGAAGGAGUUGCAGACACUGAGGAGAAUGGAGGCGAAGCGGAAGCGGUCAGAGAAGCAGAGGAAUUCCAAGGCAGGGAGGGAUCGGAACCGGGAUAUUUGUGUGGAGGAGAGCUUUGAGGAGGAUAUGAUGGUGGAGAGUGGUGAUGGGAAUUCUCAGAAAGCGCAGUGUGUGAAAGUAUUGAAUGAGUUUUCGUGCUCGGUGGGGCUGACUCGGGGCGUUUCUGGUGGUAGAGGAGGUUGUGGGGUUGAAUUGAAUGGUGGAAAGGGGAAUGGGUUGGAUUGUUGUGAUCUGGAGGAGGUGCCACAACCGCCACCAUUAUCACAGGGGUCAAUUGGUUCCCAAGGGAGUGGGUCUUCUGUGAUUUCGGAAUCUGAUAGCCAACCAGCUCUAGCAAGAAUGAACAAAUGCGUAGAAGCAAGAAGCCCCAGCAGUGCUCAGUCUUCACCAGAAAGUGAGCAGAAACCAGGAGUCUACACUGGGACGAGGAUCAAUGGAAAAUCAAACAAGUUUGCUGCAGUGGUGACACAGAAUCAGUCUAAUAAACCUACGGAUGCUGACAAGGAAGCUAAGGAUAUUGUGAGGAAUGUGUUGGAAGGUAUGCCCAGCGUGUCCACGAGGGGCGACGGCCCCAAUGGAAAAAGGAUAGAAGGUUUUCUUUACAGAUAUAGGAAGGGUGAGGAAGUGAGGAUAGUUUGUGUUUGUCAUGGCAACUUUCUAUCUCCUGCCGAGUUUGUCAAGCAUGCUGGCGGCGGUGAUGUGGCACACCCCCUAAAACAUAUAGUAGUUAACCCAACUCCCUUUUUGUAACGCAAGUGUCUAUGUCAGAAAGAGAGAAAAAAAAAAAAGAAAAAAAAAGGAUUGUUUUUCUCUUCCAUGUUUUUUAGUUUUCGAGUUUUCUUGCGUUCUAAUCGACUGGGCAGCGUAUUGUAUUCAGUACAUGAACCUGCUCGUUCAAAAGAUGAAAAUGAUUAUGGAACAUAUGAAUUUCGUCUGUAUUUUAUUAAGAGAAAUCUGUUGCUUUU